Molecule: messenger RNA, 540 nt
Organism: Trichomonas vaginalis G3
Lineage: Eukaryota; Parabasalia; Trichomonadida; Trichomonadidae
Product: organellar and viral DNA polymerase type B
Exons: 1
Coding region: 1-540 (179 amino acids)
Source: RefSeq, a predicted model, not a curated record
AUGAAGUAUUUUACACGAUUGAAGAUAUGGGAUUGGACAUAUGGUAUCAGUAUUUUCAAUGAAGACAUCCCGCGUUUAGCUCAGGAAUUUCAGAAGAGAUAUGGUCGCGAACUUAUUGGAAAGAAUUUAGGUCAGUUCCAUUCCGACUUUGCAGAAAUCACAAAAGGUAAACAAAGUUUAGCUUAUAAGUCGAUAUUUUGUGGAAAGAAGACCUACAUAGACUUACUCACUAACGAUUUAAAUGAAGUUGCAUUCCAUGCACGUUGCAAAGGUGUCAAACAAGACGUCCUUGCUUUAACAGCAAAUGAAAUGUUUCCUGAAGCUAUACAAUGCUAUUACAAUGAAGAUAAAAGUUUAAUGGUUCCGCAAGGAAAAUUUGACAAAGACUCUGAGUUCAGUGUUAUGAAGUUAUAUAAAGCACUUCAUGACGGUCAAGAGAUUGCAUUUGACUUAUGUAAGUCAUGCCAACCUUGCUUUGAAGAGAAGUUUAACUUCUCAAUAACGACUAAAACAAGCUUUAUUCGUAAGUUGAAGUUCUGA